Molecule: messenger RNA, 1562 nt
Organism: Nelumbo nucifera (sacred lotus)
Lineage: Eukaryota; Viridiplantae; Streptophyta; Magnoliopsida; Proteales; Nelumbonaceae
Product: (RS)-norcoclaurine 6-O-methyltransferase-like
Molecular function (GO): O-methyltransferase activity; protein dimerization activity
Source: RefSeq, a predicted model, not a curated record
UUCAGGCGGCCGGCCGGAAGACAUGGGGCAAGGCGACGAGAUGGAAUUGGAGGCUCAGGCUCAGAUAUGGAAAUACAUCUUCUCCUUUGUUGAUUCCUUUACUCUGAGGUCUGCAGUUGAACUAGGAAUCCCAGACAUCAUACAUAGUCAGGGGCGUCCCAUCACACUAUCACAGCUCUCUGCAUGUCUCCCGAUCGAUUAUGCCAACCCAGAUCGCUUGAAUCGCUUAAUGCGAUAUCUGGUGAGCAUAGGAAUCUUCAGUCGAGAACAUGGUAGCGCUGAUGAUGAAGAUGAUCAAGAAGACAAGUUUGGACUAACUUGUCUAUCAAAACUUCUAGUACGAAAGCUGGAGAACAAUAUGGUUCCAUUCUCCAUGUUGGACUUCAAGGUGUUAAUGGAGCCAUGGUAUCACUUGACAUGGAGCUUGGAUGGCAGAGCAAGCGGCGUUACAGCAUUUGAGAGAGUUUAUGGGACAAAAUUUUGGGAUUAUGCAGGGCAGGAUCUGGAGUUUGGUGAGAAGCUGAAUGAGGCCAUGGCUUGUGAUACAAGCUCAACGAUGCCUACACUACUCCAACAAUUCAAUCAAGUGUUUGCAGACAUGAGUUCAGUCGUAGAUGUUGGUGGGGGGACUGGCACGGCUGCUAUGGCCAUAGCCAAGUCCUUUCCAAAUGUGAAGUGCACCGUCUUUGACCAUCCACAUGUGGUAGUGGACGAUCAAUCAGACUCUGGUGGUGUGGCCAAGGUCUCCGGCGACAUGUUCAACUUCAUCCCUCGUGCAGAUAAUCUUCUAUUAAAGUGGAUCCUGCAUAACUAUGGAGACGAAGACUGUCUGGUUAUCCUCAAACGGUGCAAGGAAGCACUGCCAGAAAGGGGAGGAGGAAAGGUUGUAAUCGUUGAAACUGUGAUGGAGGGUGAUCACAAUGAUGAAACUGCAGCGGAGAUCCAUGAUGAUGAAUUUACACCUUGUAGACUUAUCAUGGACAUGGAAAUGAUGUUGCUGUUCGGGGGUAAAGAGAGGACUGCCAAAGAAUGGCAGAGUCUGGUUGAACGAGCUGGGUUUAGGCGCUGCACAAUGGAACGAAUCAACUCAUCUAUGCACUCUCUAAUUCAGGCCUAUCCUUGACCUAUUGACACUUGUUUAUGUAUGUAAUCCAUCAUAAUUAAAUUUACUGAAUGCUUUAGUUUAGAGGCUACAUGCGGCAGCUGGACCAUGGUGUUUACGUAUCAGUUGUUUCCUUUGAAAUGCAAUGCAGGCCGCUGCCCCGGUUUAUCCUCGAACAAGGCCAUUACAUUUACAUGCAUGGAUGGCUCACCAACAAUCCAUGGACAUCAUUCUCUUUCACUUGAUUACUGCCGUUACAUCCGUUUGACAACUAUAUUAACUGCUCUCGAUCAGUUGUUGUUGUUUAAUUUUUAGUUUUUUUUCUUCUUCUUCGUUUUUUCCUUUCUUGUUUUUUAAGAUAGUCAUUCUGUGUCUCGGAACUAUUAGAAAGUAAAUCUUUUACCAGGUCUAUUUGCUCAUGAAAUUGAAGUAAUUACACAUUAAGGUUUUGUUUGGAUAA